Molecule: messenger RNA, 1214 nt
Organism: Linum trigynum
Lineage: Eukaryota; Viridiplantae; Streptophyta; Magnoliopsida; Malpighiales; Linaceae
Source: the annotation of a GenBank genome assembly
UAUCAUUGGAAAGUAAGCAUCAAUCCCUAAUCACAUGAUCGAUUGACGAGACGGAGCACCAUUUCCCCCUGUCCCUGUUCUUUGAUGAAAUUCAAGCGGGACUCUUGAAGGUUCGACCCGUUUUUGGACAAAUAUGGCCCGUCGAGGGAAGAUGCAGCAGCACAGCAGUCGUGAGAGAAGUCUAGAAAGGGCAGGACAGCGAGAUAUCAGAUAAGUCUAGAAAGGGCCAUUUGCCAGGCCAGCCACCCAAGUUCGAGAAAUGUCUCGUUGAUCCUUACUAUUUUCCCUAUAUAUACAACCAUCUCUUUGAGGCCCUGUAGAACAACACCUUAGACUUCAACUGAAGACACCACUGCAUAAUCAAAAGCUUCCAUCUUUACACAAUGGCUUCACAACUGCACAUCUACACACCAUUCCCCACCUUUUCUCCUGAGAGAAUCAACAAACUCUUCUUCCCCAGACUUCCAUGGCCAGGCAACAACAAUGGCAGAGGAGCUGCUCGCAAUGCGGUCAAAGUUAAGGCUGAGAAAAGAGACAACCUUGACAGUUUGCAAAGAGUUGGCAAUCAACAACAGUCCCAACCAAAGAAAAUGCAGCAGGUUGCAGCGCCAACUGGGCUGUGGGAUGGGUUUCCAGCAGCAAGGACAAUGCAGCAGAUGAUAGACACAAUGAACAGGAUCAUGGACGAUCCCUUUUCCUACAGCAGUGGCUUGUGGCCUACUGCGAUUUCUCCAGUUCAGGGAGAUGGGUAUGGAAGGGGAAGGACGCCUUGGGCGAUACAGGAAGGUGAAAACGAGUAUGGAUUGAGGUUCGACAUGCCUGGCAUGACGAAGAACGAUGUCAAGCUGUGGGUUGAAGACAAUAUGCUGGUUUUGAAAGGUGAAAAGGAACUGGACAAGGAUGGAAAUGGUGAAGCUGCUGCGAGUGGUGAAGAUUGGCCGAGUAAGAGCUAUGGCAAGUACAGUUUCAGAAUAUCUUUACCAGACAACAUCGAGUUCGAGAAAAUUAAGGCGGAAGUAAAAGAUGGAGUGUUGUAUGUCACUAUUCCUAAAGCCAGUACCAGCCGCAAAGUCAUCAACAUUGAUAUAGAGUGAGAGAGUUCAAUGGCUGACAGAUCCAAGUUUGUCUUUGUAAAAAUUUAUAAUCAGAACCUCACAUGCAUGUAUGUAGACAUCCACUACAGAAGAUAUAGAGAAUGAACAUUCUCUAUCUUU